ACGUAGCCCGGGAUAUAAUGAAUUAACUCCCUUACUAAUAACUCUUACAGCAGGACAAACAUGGCGACCCUGAAACUGUUUUCGGCGACUAGGGCAGCUCAUGGCCAUUUACAGAAACUAGUACGACCAGGAGCUUGCAUGUAUCAGCAGAAGCGGUCAAAAUACAUGGACGUAAGCAAACCUCCAGAUGCUACUAGUUUUGGUGGAAUGACCAGUGACCAUGUUGCUAUUCUGUUCUUCAGGGAAACUCUAAGAGGACUUGGAAUCAUAUCAGGUAUGAUGUUUAAAGAGCCUGCCACCAUCAACUACCCAUUUGAGAAGGGACCUCUGAGCCCACGUUUCCGAGGAGAACAUGCCCUUCGUCGUUACCCAUCGGGAGAAGAGAGAUGCAUUGCAUGUAAAUUGUGUGAGGCGGUUUGUCCGGCUCAGGCCAUCACCAUAGAAGCUGAACCGAGGGCGGAUGGCAGUCGUCGGACGACAAGAUAUGACAUUGACAUGACAAAGUGUAUCUACUGUGGCUUCUGUCAAGAGGCCUGCCCUGUGGACGCUAUUGUUGAGGGUCCUAACUUUGAGUAUUCAACAGAAACACAUGAAGAGUUACUAUAUAACAAGGAAAAGUUGUUACACAACGGAGAUAAAUGGGAGGCAGAGAUUGCUGCAAAUCUACAGGCCGACCACCUCUAUAGAUAGUUCCCUAGUGCUAUAAACACUGACAGAUUGUACAUACUCACUAGUGUGAUAUAGGGUUAUAUAAAAACACUUGACCUCAUUAUGCAGUGUAUUAAUUUGGUAUGUUGCACUGGAGGAUGAAAAUUGACUUUUUUGAAAUAUGAAGUCAGUAGAUUGUUUCAAUACAAAACUAACAAAAAAUAACAUUCAUGUUUUUAGCUUUAUUAUUAAAUAUUGAUAAAUACUGCAAUAUUUGGGUAGUAUUGUGAUCCAUGUCAGGAUCUUGACAUGCCAUCUCUAUUUUGUGACCUACUUCAAACAUUAAAAGAAAAAUCUGUAGGGCUUGUGGUGAAAAUAUCAUGCCAAAUAUGUACUAAAUUUGAACAGCUUAAAGUUACUUGUUGCAUUUAUGGAUAUACCAUUGUGACUUUAGCCCUGUUUUGUAAAUAUAUGUGACGGAUGUUAUGAUGUGAAUAAACAAAACAAACCUGAA
This is a messenger RNA of Mizuhopecten yessoensis (Yesso scallop), 1162 nucleotides long. RefSeq names its product NADH-ubiquinone oxidoreductase subunit 8-like. Gene Ontology annotation, biological process: mitochondrial electron transport, NADH to ubiquinone; mitochondrial respiratory chain complex I assembly. The record is from RefSeq and is a predicted model, not a curated record. NCBI's taxonomy places the organism in Eukaryota, Metazoa, Mollusca, Bivalvia, Pectinida, Pectinidae. Gene Ontology annotation, cellular component: membrane. Gene Ontology annotation, molecular function: 4 iron, 4 sulfur cluster binding; NADH dehydrogenase activity. The transcript has 6 exons. Bases 61 to 690 code for a protein of 209 amino acids.